CUUCAGUCCAAAUCUCUCUUUUCACUUUGCCACAAUCUGAGCAAAUGAGCCUGAGCGACCUGACCUCCAUCCCCGACAGCGCCCAGCGUCAGCGCCUGGCGAGCCCGUCGACCAUCAGCAGCGGGUCUGGGACUGGGUCGCUGACGCUGGCCUUCCAGGAGCCCGGCGGCGACGACACCAUCUUCCGCAUCUACCUGAUGGACGAGUCCGUUCGCCAGCUCAAGUUUGGCAGCGGCCGCACAACCCGAGCAAGCGACAUUCUCUCCAACAUUCUCAGAAUCCUCAAGGUCGACGACAAGUCGGCGCCGCUGUUUGCCCUCUGGAUGGUUGGCGACGACCUGCAGCUGCAACUCAAGGCCAACCACGAACCAGUCGUCCUGCGCGAACAGUGGACCAAAAUGCUGGAGCGAUUCUGCGCUGCAGCACCCACCGAAUCCCCAAAGCUUGUGCUCAAGCGUGAUGCAUUUGUGCUCAAGGCCAUGGAGCGCAAAGUUCGCGACGAAAUGACGCUCGAGUUGCUGUUUGACGAGGCUCGAUACAAUGUCAUCUACUCCAAGUACCCUGCAUCGGUUGACGAUUGCUGCUAUCUUGCUGGAAUUCUCCUUCAGCUGUUCGUGCUCGAGUCGCCUGCUUCGACUGGCGAAGAGAUUAUUCGCACCAAGCUCGCUCGCUUGGUGCCAGAGGAACAGAUUAACAGCCUGAAGGAAGACGAAUGGCGCACUCGCAUCCUCAAGGCACACCAGCCGCAUGGCAAAAACCCCAAGAACAUCCUGUACUUGUUAUAUCUGCAGUACGUGUGGCAGUGGCCCUUCUAUGGCGCCACCUUCUUCGGCGGCGAGUACCGCCCCCUUACCCAAGGUGUGGUUGUCGGGGAUGCCAACCUCACGCAAGUUCGUGUUGGUGUCAACGCGGAAUCACUGGUCAUCAUCAACGACAACACCAAUGAAAUCGAGCACAAGUUUGAAUUUCACGAAAUCUCGUGGGAUUCCGUGGCCAAGGAUGGCAGGAAUUACUUUUUGAUCGAGUUUGGGCCCGACAAAGAUCCGGAAACGAUUGUCAUUGUGUCUCCCAUGGCCCAACUGAUGGACUCGAUGGUCACUCGCGCUGUCGAAGAAGCAAAUCGCCGUCAGGAGCUACUCCUCACGACACGCCUCAACCAAGGAGGACCGCAGGAUAUGCCCGUUGCGUCGAUCGAGACAGGACUCAGUCAAGCCGACCGUUUCCGCAAGCCAAAGUUCCGCUCGCUGAAGAAGAUCUUCCUUUGAGCGAAUGCGUCCCUGUCCCUGUUUGAUGAAGUGGUUGGUGGUGGUAACCGAGACUGGCAUGCUUCUCUGUCGCCCCACCCUUGAACAGAAUUGUGUAUGUGAGUGUUUUUUUUUUGUUGAGUUUGAGAAUACAGUGCCUUUGAGGAUGAGCUGUCACGUUAUCCUUUGCCGUUGAA
Molecule: messenger RNA, 1441 nt
Organism: Capsaspora owczarzaki ATCC 30864
Lineage: Eukaryota; Filasterea; Ministeriida; Capsasporidae
Exons: 7
Coding region: 45-1265 (406 amino acids)
Biological process (GO): signal transduction
Cellular component (GO): cytoskeleton; plasma membrane
Source: RefSeq, a predicted model, not a curated record